Messenger RNA from Brassica oleracea var. oleracea, 1476 nucleotides. Its product is annotated as AT-hook motif nuclear-localized protein 20. Lineage: Eukaryota; Viridiplantae; Streptophyta; Magnoliopsida; Brassicales; Brassicaceae. Gene Ontology annotation, molecular function: minor groove of adenine-thymine-rich DNA binding; DNA-binding transcription factor activity. Bases 359 to 1207 code for a protein of 282 amino acids. The transcript has a single exon. Gene Ontology annotation, cellular component: nucleus. The record is from RefSeq and is a predicted model, not a curated record.
UUGAUCGUCAAACUUGUAGAAAAUUAAUUAUUGCCCACUUUCUCUCUCUGCUUUUUCUUUCUGGGAAGAGAUAUUGAUUCUUGGGGAAAAACAAAGUUUCAAAUAAUUUUUUUUUUGCUUUGAUUCCAUUUCCAUUCCAUAAUUGCAUCUAAUUCUUCUACCCUAACCCUUUUCUUCUUUACUAUUCAACAAUUCCUUAGUCCACAUGAAGUUAGAGAAAAAAAAAUCCAAGAAAUAGCGACAGACACCCUCUAACCUUCUGAAUUUGUAACCCUAAAAUCCAAGCCUUCAAGAAAAACCAUCGGGGUGUCAAUUCCCUGACCUUUCUUCCAGUGAAUUUCCAAAAUUUUCGGCGAUUAUGUCAAAUCCUUGGUGGACGAACCAAAGUGGUUUAGCCGGCAUGGUGGACCACUCAACCUCCUCCAGCCAUCACCACCAAAGUCUUCUUACAAAAGGAGAUCUUGGUAUAGCUAUGAAUCCGAGCCAAGAAAACGACCAAGAUGACGAAGACGACCCUAGAGAAGGAGCGGUCGAAGUGGUCAACCGUAGACCAAGAGGCAGACCACCAGGAUCCAAAAACAAACCCAAAGCUCCAGUCUUUGUGACAAGAGAUAGCCCGAACGCACUCCAUAGCCAUGUCAUGGAGAUCUCCGACGGCAGCGACGUCGCCGACACAAUCGCUCACUUCUCAAGACGCAGGCAACGCGGCGUUUGCGUUAUUAGCGGAACAGGCUCAGUAGCCAACGUCACCCUCCGUCAAGCUGCCGCACCAGGAGGGGUCGUCUCACUCCAGGGAAGGUUCGAGAUCUUAUCUUUAACCGGUGCUUUUCUUCCUGGACCUGCCCCACCCGGAUCAACUGGUUUAACGGUUUACUUAGCCGGGGUCCAAGGGCAGGUUCUUGGAGGUAGCGUUGUGGGCCCUCUUGUGGCCAUAGGGUCAGUCAUGGUUAUUGCUGCAACUUUCUCUAACGCUACUUAUGAGAGGUUGCCUAUUGAAGAUGAGGAAGACGGUGGUGGUGGUGCCGUUGGCGGCUCAAGACAGAUUCAUGGAGGCGGAGACUCGCCGCCCGGAAUCGGGAGUAGCCUGCCUGAUCCGUCGGGGAUGGCUGGACCGGGCUAUAAUUUACCACCGCAUCUGAUUCCAAAUGGAGCUGGUCAGCUAGGGCACGAACCGUAUAAUUGGGUUCAUGCACGACCACCAUACUGACUCUGUGAGCCAUUUCUAUAAUCUUUAUAAAUAAUAAAUAUAGAGAUGGAUAUAAGUGAUUGAGGUACAGUCUUGUGGUCUUUGUAUUCUAAACCUUGUUGUUAAAAUAAAUAACAAAGCGCUCUUAUUGGAAACUUGAGGCCUGGAAGGUAAAAACGGGACGAAGGGAAUAUCGGAUUUCAAUGAAUAAACAAUGUACUCAAAUUAGAAUAUUUGUCAUUUUAUUUUUGUUUCGGAGUAUUCAACUAGAAUAUUUGUAAGUGUUUGCU